CGGUCAAACUUCACCUGGAAGCUGGCUCGGGUUAUCAGACGCGGGCUAAGUCCACAUCUGUGUUUCAUCUUGCAUCAAUGUAGAAAGUGGCGGAUUUAAAUACUUGUUCUACUGAAACAACUCAAAAAAGGCUUCUCUUUUGCGGCAUUCAACAUCGUUUGCAAUCAGCACCACAAGUUGGACACUCAAAGACGAGCAUCGCAAUCAUCAAAACAACUCCUAAACUGUAUUGAAUCAUGCUUUUUCGUGCAAGUCCUCUCGUCUAUUUCCUUGGCGCUGGUGUCAUUGGCAUGCUCUCCGUAAUACUAGUUAACGGAGAAUUUGCAUGCCCUGGCAACUGGAGCAUGUUCGCAGACUCCUGCUUAACCGUCACUCGCGCCGGCUACAUCGGCGACGGAGCCACCGCCGGGUGUGCUGCUAUUGGCGGCAACCUGGCAGUCCCUCGUAACCCGGAGGAAAACGAGUUCGCGAGACUCUUGCCAGUGCCCGGUCAACCAGUAUGGAUUGGUUGUCGGAGAAUAGCUGUCGAAGUAUAUCCAUGCACAGACGGCGAUAUUGCAGUACAGUACGGUAACUGGGAUCCGUACAUGUUCGGUGAAAGUUAUUGCGUGUACAUGCUGAACGGGACAUGGGCGGAUGCUGAUUGCGAGGAUGAACCUCUUAGGCCGGCACUUUGCAGACGCGCUCCCCUGCCCAAGACUCCGGACACCGGUAACUGCGGCAAGACGCUUCAGCGUUGGAGCCUUCUGGCAGCUCGACUGACCGGCCACGUCCUGAGAGAGAUCCGAGCACCGAGCCUCAAGCCGUGCGUUCUCGCCUGCGAGGCCGAGCCCCAAUGCCGCUCCGUCAACUUCAUCUCGGACAGGAUGACCGCCGUCGCAGGAGCCAUCUGCCAACUCAACAACGCGACUCGCUUCGACGCUGACGCUGAUGCAUUGGCUUUCGCACCGGCACUCGGUAAUCCUUUAUGCGUGUAUGGUGAGAAAUGAAUGUUCCAAGAGACCCAGCAAACUAUCUAUGAUGCUCUUUGGAGUUGAACCCGCUUGCUGUGCAACAUUCUAAGUUACAUAAUCAUUACAAGACUGCUUCAUAAGAAUCUACUUUUGAAGAUAUUUUAUCCAUCUCCUAAAUAUUGCUUGUAGGCCUGUACAAGGCAGAAAAUAUGCCUACUUCUUAUUAUCUUGAACUCGUUAUGACAUCCACACAGAUGCACUUGCCAACAAAAUUCAUUCGCACAUGAGCCUCA
This is a messenger RNA of Patiria miniata (bat star), 1246 nucleotides long. RefSeq lists its product as uncharacterized. The transcript has a single exon. Lineage: Eukaryota; Metazoa; Echinodermata; Asteroidea; Valvatida; Asterinidae. The record is from RefSeq and is a predicted model, not a curated record. The coding region runs from base 237 to 989 and encodes 250 amino acids.